Molecule: messenger RNA, 692 nt
Organism: Sabethes cyaneus
Lineage: Eukaryota; Metazoa; Arthropoda; Insecta; Diptera; Culicidae
Gene: RpL18
Product: 60S ribosomal protein L18
Exons: 3
Coding region: 20-589 (189 amino acids)
Biological process (GO): translation
Cellular component (GO): cytosolic large ribosomal subunit; ribosome
Molecular function (GO): structural constituent of ribosome; RNA binding
Source: RefSeq, a predicted model, not a curated record
UCUUUUUCCGGUCUUGAAGAUGGGUAUCGAUAUCAAUCACAAGUGGGACCGCAAGGUACGCCGUACCAAGCCGAAAUCGCUAGAUGUCUAUUUGCGAUUGCUGGUCAAGCUGUACCGAUUCCUGUACCGGCGCACUCACAAAAAAUUCAACAAGAUCAUUCUUCGUCGGCUGUUUAUGAGCCGUACGAAUCAGCCACCAAUUUCUCUUUCUCGAGUGGCGAAGUUGUUGAAGCUGCGUGGCAAGGAUGAAAAUUCGAUUGCCGUUGUAGUCGGCACUGUGACCAACGAUGACCGCAAGCUGUACGUGCCGAAGAUGAGCGUUUGUGCGCUUCGUGUGACGGAAAAGGCCCGCGAACGUAUCCUGAAGUGGGGAGGUAAGAUCUACACUUUCGAUCAGCUCGCGCUCAUUGCCCCGACCGGAAAGAACACCGUGCUAAUGCAGGGAGAACGUACCGCCCGCGAGGCGUUCACUCACUUUGGCCGUGCUCCUGGUGUACCACACUCGAACACCCGCCCGUACGUCCAGUCCAAGGGCCGUAAGUACGAGAAGGCUCGUGGUCGUCGCAGCAGCUGUGGAUUCAAGAACUAAGGCAAAAUGGAAAUCAUUUAACAGUUGAUAAAGGAAACGACAUCCAAUUCCUUCUAUUAUUUGUGUAUUUAAGUGAAAUAAUAAUACAGAAAAAUUCCACGAA